AUGUACCGCCAAGUCGCCAUCCGCAACACUCGCCUCUUCAGCACUUCGGUGCGUUUCGCCAACAAGGGCCCCGUCGAGACCGCCAAAGAUGCCGUGAAGACCGUCGAUAAGACCGUCUCGCAGACGAUUGUGAAGGGGAUUGAGAAGGGCGAGGAAGCUGCCGCCGAGGCCAAGAAGGUCGCAGGCAUUGGUGCUCAGGAGGCUAAGGAGAAGGCUAAGGAAGGUGCGCAGGCGGCGCAUGAUACCAAGGAGCAGGCGAAGGGUGCUGCUAAGACAAAGGUAUAA
This is a messenger RNA of Zasmidium cellare ATCC 36951, 285 nucleotides long. RefSeq lists its product as uncharacterized. The record is from RefSeq and is a predicted model, not a curated record. The transcript has 2 exons. Bases 1 to 285 code for a protein of 94 amino acids. Lineage: Eukaryota; Fungi; Ascomycota; Dothideomycetes; Mycosphaerellales; Mycosphaerellaceae.